AUGGCAACUACUAUUUCCUACGGCGAAAACAACUCUGGAUUCCAGGCAGGAGUAAUACACGGGAAUGUCGGGAAUGUCACUAUUGUACAAUCCGAAACGCUGAAUCAAGAAUGCCUUCGUGAUUUGCAUGCCACCAACCCUGUCGACGAUAAAGAACGUAUCGAGAAGACCAAGGGCGGACUACUCAAAGACUCAUAUCGCUGGAUUCUAGACAACAAAGAAUUCAAACAAUGGCAAGACAGCGAGAGAAAUCGCCUUCUCUGGAUCAGGGGUGAUCCUGGUAAGGGCAAGACGAUGCUCGUAUGUGGUAUCAUUGACGAGUUGACAAGAUCGUAUGGGGAUAAUACGAACAUCUCGUUCUUUCUCUGUCAGGCUACCGACAUGCGAAUCAACAGUGCUACAUCUGUCCUAAGGGGGUUGAUAUAUUUACUUGUCAAUAAUCAUCCAUUUCUUCUCCACCAUGUGCGAGCUCGGUACGACUAUGUAGGAAAGACCCUCUUUGAGGAUGUCAAUGCAUGGAACGCACUGUCAGCAAUCUUCAGGGACAUUCUAAACGACCCGACACUGCAGAUGACUUAUUUGGUAAUCGAUGCUUUAGAUGAGUGCACCAAUGGGCUCCGUUUUCUUCUAGACUUAAUUGUCCAGGAAUCAUCAGUCAGUCCACAGAUAAAGUGGGUUGUUUCUAGCCGCAACUGGCCUGAAAUCACUGAGCGGCUUGACAUUGCUACCCAGCUAGCUCCGAUCUCAUUAGAGCUGAAUGAGGUUUCUGUGUCUGGAGCAGUGAAUCAUUUUAUCCACCACAAAGUUCAGGAACUGGUAAAGGCUAAAAAGUACAGCCAAAAAACUCGCGAUGGUGUUCAAUCCUACCUAUUGUCAAACUCGCAAGGUACCUUCCUCUGGGUGGCCUUGGUGUGUCAGAACCUUGAAAAGAUACGAAUAAAUGUACUCAAGAAGCUAAAAUCAUUUCCUCCUGGGUUGGAGGCUCUAUAUGGUCGAAUGAUUGACCGAGUUCGCGAAUCUGAAGAUGCCAAGCUCUGCAAGGAGAUACUGGCAAUCAUGUCAACAGUUUUUCGGCCUAUUACGCUACACGAACUGACUUCAUUUAUUGGACUACCGGACGACAACGACGACGACGAUGAUCUUGUUUCUCUUGAAGAGAUAAUCGCAAUCUGUGGAUCUUUUUUAACGUUACGGGAACAUACUAUUGUGUUUGUUCAUCAGUCUGCAAAGGAAUUUUUACUCAAGGAAGCACUCAGUGAGAUACUUCCUAGAGGUAUAGAGGCUGAACACAACGUGAUAUUUAUACGAUCUCUCGACGUUAUUUUCAAGACACUUCAACGUGAUAUCUGGAAUAUCAAAUUACCUGGACUACACCCGAAGGAUAUUUGCAAACCUAGCCCAAAUCCACUUGCAGCGGUAGAGUACUCAUGUGUCUACUGGAUGGACCAUCUUGAAGCUAGCCUGCUUAAUGGAGCUUGUGAGCUGGGAGUCUAUGACAGAGGUCGCGUGGAUACGUUUCUGCAGCAGAAAUUCCUCCACUGGCUCGAAGCUCUUAGUAUUUUGGGAAGUAUUUCGGAUGGUAUCCAAGUGAUGCAAAAGCUCGAGAUUUUGAUUGAGGAUGAGAGACCAGACUGGGUCUUGAAAUAUCCUGUGAUAGAGGAAAACUGGAGUCCCUGUCUUCAAACUCUUGAGGGGCACAGUGAUUCGGUCACGUCGAUUGCCUGGUCGCCAGAUGGAAGCCGACUCGCAUCAGCGUCUCGUGAUAAGAUAGUCAGGAUCUGGGAUCCGGCUACCGGCCAGAGUACAUCAACCCUUGAGGGGCAUGGUGCUUCAGUCAGGUCGAUUGCCUGGUCGCCAGAUGGAAGCCGACUCGCAUCAGCGUCUUAUGAUAACACGGUCAGGAUCUGGGAUCCGGCUACCGGCCAGAGUAUAUUAACCCUUGAGGGGCAUAGUGAUCCGGUCGCAUCAAUUGCCUGGUCGCCAGAUGGAAGCCGAUUCGCAUCAGCGUCUGAUGAUGAGACAGUCAGGAUCUGGGAUCCGGCUACCGGCCAGAGCAUAUUAACCCUUGAGGGGCAUAGUGAUUCGGUCACAUCGAUUGCCUGGUCGCCAGAUGGAAGCCGACUCGCAUCAGCGUCUCGUGAUAAGACAGUCAGGAUCUGGGAUCCGGCUACCGGCCAGAGUACAUCAACCCUUGAGGGGCAUGGUGCUUCAGUCAGGUCGAUUGCCUGGUCGCCAGAUGGAAGUCGAUUCGCAUCAGGGUCUGAUGAUAAGACAGUCAGGAUCUGGGAUCCGGCUACCGGCCAGAGUAUAUCAACCCUUGAGGGGCAUAGUGGUUGGGUCGACUCGAUUGUCUGGUCGCCAGAUGGAAGCCGACUCGCAUCAGGGUCUGAUGAUGAGACAGUCAGGAUCUGGGAUCCGGCUACCGGCCAGAGUAUAUUAACCCUUGAGGGGCAUGGUGCUUCAGUCAGGUCGAUUGCCUGGUCGCCAGAUGGAAGCCGACUCGCAUCAGCGUCUCGUGAUAAGACAGUCAGGAUCUGGGAUCCGGCUACCGGCCAGAGUAUAUCAACCCUUGAGGGCCAUGGUGCUUCGGUCAGGUCGAUUGCCUGGUCGCCAGAUGGAAGCCGACUCGCAUCAGCGUCUUAUGAUAACACGGUCAGGAUCUGGGAUUCGGCUACUGGCCAGAGCGUGUCAAAUCUUCCUAUCGGCUUCAUCGACUCUCUUCAAUUCGACAACGAUGAUAUCAACCUUCUGCACACAACUAACGGCACAUAUGACAUAGGCUCAAAAGCUCCGAUGACGCCUGUGUCUGACGACUUCAUCUCGCCGCCUAAGCAGUAUGUAUACGGAUUAAGCCAGGAACUUUCCUGGAUAACCUAUAAUGGACUCAAGCUGUUGUGGCUGCCUUCAGAAUAUCGCCCAAAUUAUCACGAUAAUUUCGCUACAUAUGCAACCAGAUUGGCGAUCGGCUGCUCAUCAGGUCGUGUCAUAUUGCUCAUGCUCUCAAAACAAAAUCCCGUUUCUAGCCUUUGA
Penicillium manginii is the source of this 3030-nucleotide messenger RNA. RefSeq lists its product as uncharacterized. The record is from RefSeq and is a predicted model, not a curated record. Lineage: Eukaryota; Fungi; Ascomycota; Eurotiomycetes; Eurotiales; Aspergillaceae. The transcript is spliced from 3 exons. Gene Ontology annotation, molecular function: protein binding. The coding region runs from base 1 to 3030 and encodes 1009 amino acids.